CUCACGGGGCCGCCCCGGCGGGCGGGAAGAGCCGGGGCGGGCGGCGGCGGCGCCAUGGAGGAUGAAAUGCCCAAGACCCUCUACGUGGGGAACCUCUCCAGGGACGUGACCGAGGCUCUGAUCCUGCAGCUCUUCAGCCAGAUCGGGCCCUGCAAGAACUGCAAGAUGAUCAUGGAUACAGCUGGCAAUGAUCCCUACUGCUUCGUGGAGUUCUACGAGCACCGGCACGCGGCCGCAGCGCUGGCUGCCAUGAACGGCAGGAAGAUAAUGGGUAAGGAGGUCAAAGUGAACUGGGCCACCACCCCCAGCAGCCAGAAGAAAGACACCAGCAACCAUUUCCACGUCUUUGUGGGGGACCUGAGCCCUGAGAUCACCACUGAGGACAUCAAAGCAGCCUUUGCUCCCUUCGGAAGAAUCUCGGAUGCACGGGUGGUCAAGGACAUGGCCACGGGCAAGUCCAAGGGCUACGGCUUCGUCUCCUUCUUCAACAAAUGGGACGCCGAGAACGCCAUCCAGCAGAUGGGGGGGAGUGGCUCGGGGGGCCGGCAGAUCAGGACCAACUGGGCCACCAGGAAACCUCCAGCUCCCAAGAGCACCUAUGAGGCCAGCACCAAGCAGUUGUCCUAUGACGAGGUGGUCACUCAGUCCAGCCCCAGCAACUGCACCGUGUACUGCGGGGGCGUCACCUCGGGCCUCUCAGAGCAGCUGAUGCGCCAGACCUUCUCCCCCUUCGGGCAGAUCAUGGAGAUCCGCGUGUUCCCCGACAAAGGCUACUCCUUCGUCAGGUUCAGUUCCCAUGAGAGCGCCGCCCACGCCAUCGUCUCCGUCAACGGCACCACCAUCGAGGGCCACGUGGUCAAAUGUUACUGGGGCAAGGAGAGCCCUGACAUGGCCAGCCCUGUGCAGCAGGUGGGCCAGCUGAGCUACCCGCCGGCCUACGGGCAGUGGGGGCAGUGGUACGGCGGUGCCCAGCUGGGCCAGUACGUGCCCAACGGAUGGCAGGUGCCCACCUACGGCGUGUACGGCCAGGCCUGGAGCCAGCAGGGCUUCGGGCAGAGCCAGUCGUCGCCCCCCUGGCUGCCCCCCGGGUUCAGCGUGCAGGGCCAGAACGGCGCCGUGGUGCCCCCCAGCCCGGGUUCCGCGGUGGGCUUCGAGACCCCCUGA
Messenger RNA from Melozone crissalis (California towhee), 1164 nucleotides. It is a transcript of the gene TIA1, whose product is annotated as TIA1 cytotoxic granule associated RNA binding protein. NCBI's taxonomy places the organism in Eukaryota, Metazoa, Chordata, Aves, Passeriformes, Passerellidae. Gene Ontology annotation, molecular function: mRNA binding. The record is from RefSeq and is a predicted model, not a curated record.